Molecule: messenger RNA, 561 nt
Organism: Jaculus jaculus (lesser Egyptian jerboa)
Lineage: Eukaryota; Metazoa; Chordata; Mammalia; Rodentia; Dipodidae
Gene: Ninj2
Product: ninjurin 2
Biological process (GO): tissue regeneration; cell adhesion
Cellular component (GO): membrane
Source: RefSeq, a predicted model, not a curated record
CGGCCCAUCAACCUGAACCAUUACGCCACCAAGAAGAGCGUAGUGGAAAGUAUGCUCGACGUGGCGCUCUUUAUGUCCAAUGCCACGCGACCGAAAGCGGUGUUGGAACAGGGGCCACCUUCCCGGUACUGCACCACCCUGUCACCCUCAUCGCUGUCUCUGCUGCUGCAGGCGGUCAUUGGAAUCCUCCUCGCGGUCAUCGCGUGGCUGAACCUGAACAAGGUGGGAAACCAGGGCCGACUCAACCGGCUCAACAAGGCUGCCACCACCUUGGUGUUCAUUACUGUAGUCAUCAACGUCUUCAUCGCAGCCUUCAGGGCACACAAGACAGGCUUCUCCGCUGCUAGGGGAGGGAGCGACCGUCGCCAGCGCCCAGAGCACUCUCCCAGCAUGCCAUCCUCCCGCAAUGCCAAGCUCUGCUCUCGGCUCCUGCGGAGCCCACUGAGUGGACAUCACAGCUCCGAAUGCUGCGCUCUUGACCACCACAGCAUGCCACCUGGACUGGCCCGAGUGACCUCCUGGGGCCGUUGCGUGUCCCACAAGCCCUUUCUCACGGCAUAG